CCGACAAUAUUGACGAACGGGCAAUUGACGUUGUCGCACAUUUCAUACAGUGAUAAAAUAUCCAUUCCUUCCUGUAGCACGUUGUUAACAACGGACUUUUGUUUUUGUUAAAAAAGGGAACAGACAAACAAAUCAAAAUGGUGAAAAUGAUUGCAACUAAGGCAGAGUGGGAUGCAGUGAUGAAGGAUGCAGGGGACAAAGUUGUAGCUGUAGAUUUUACUGCUUCUUGGUGUGGCCCUUGUAAAAUGAUUGGCCCAAAAUUUGAGGCCUUCUCAACAGAGUACACUAAUAUCAUAUUUAUCAAGGUAGAUGUGGAUGAGAAUGAUGAAGUAGCACAAGCAGAGGGAAUCAGUGCUAUGCCAACUUUUAAAUUUUACAAGAAUGGAAAACAGGUAGAUGAAUUGGUAGGAGCCAGUGAAGCAAAAUUAAAAGAAAUGUGUGAAAAGCACAAGUAGAAGGCAACAAAGACCUGAUUUAAUGUCAUGGUUUAACAUCUGAUAUAUCAUGCUGAUGAAACAAUAAUACAAAAGAAAUGUAUCAAAAUUGAAACUGAUUUUUUAUUAGAUAUGUGUAGAAUCUUUUGAUUUUUUUGGUUUUGGUUAACAGUUAAGUGUGUAGUGAAAGAAAAUAUCAUAUUACUCUAUGAAUGUAUGAUUUAGACCAGUGAAUUCAGUUUAUUGGAUAUAAAUGGUAAGAUCAUGUUUUAAAGCAGCUAAACUUAUUAAACCAGUGUGUUUAUGUGUUGAAAGGAUCAGUGUAACCAUGGUUAUUCGUUUAUUUUUUACACAACAGAAAUACUACAAAGUACUUACAUUAACAAUUACAUUUGUAUAGUUAUUUAAUGUACUAAUAGACUGUAAUAAUACUAAUUACUUGUUAAUGAUGUUUUACUAUUUUUAGAGAAUUUCAUUUCUUAACCUGCCUACUUAUUGCGAAAAUGAAAUAAUGUUGGCUUUUUUUCGCUCAGAAAAAGAAGUAUUUUGGUUAGGUAAUCUUUUUGAAAUAAACUGAAAUAAGUCACUAACUUUGCUACAUUUGCAGUUGUAGAAAGUGGUUUUCACUACUUGAUAGUUGUUAUAUACCAUAAAUUUGAUAUAUUUUGCCUCAUGAAAAGAAGAUUUUAUGUAACAGAACGAUGCGCAAAUUUUGAUACCAUUUAAACAUGAUAUUCAGGUUAGUUGUUUUUUGGAAUAAUCUGAUGUUUUGAUCAGAGAAUUUUUUUAUCUACGUAGUAUUUUUCAAUUGUCAAAUAGCAAACACCAUUUCUAGAAACGAUUUUUUUAAAGGUUUAAAUCCACCUUUAUUCUUCAUUAACAUUUUUUUUUGCUGUCCUUGCUUCUGUAGUUGAAAUAAACCACAAGUUGAUUAAAAACAUUUCUUAAUGUUUAUGAAUUAUUUAUUAAUCUCUUCAAACUAAUUUUCCGACAGUUCAUCAGGACUGUUUUCUCAGUAUCCGGUUUGCUGUAUUUAAUGUAUUUUGUGGAUUAAAUUAAAAACUAUUGCAUGCAUAUUUUAAAUGUAUUUUGUUGACUAUUAUUUUUGUAUGGCUUACAUAUUUUAUUGGUAAGCACAUGAUGUGCAAUUUGUCAUGAUCAGGGCUGCUUCUAACAGGAUGUGGAAUUAGGCAAAAAGUACUUUUUUUUACGAAAUUGAUUUUACACAGACUUUACUAUUAUCUAUCACACCUGAAUACAUUUUAAAACCAUCAUGAUCUUCAAAUAUUCUGUCUUAACUGUUGACUUUAAGUGUUCCACAAACUUAAAAUGCUAUUUGCCCAGGAAACUACCUCGUCCGAUUAGUGACUAAUGUUAUAAAACUUUAUAAGACUAUCCUAGGUUUUGAUACAGGUAAUAUUUAACCUUAUUUAGAUCAUGUUAGGCUGAGGGAACUUCAAUUUUUUAAUUAGUUUCUUAGGACUAGUCUUUGAUAAUUUUGACCACCGUCCUGGAUUAGAACUUCCCAAUUGAGAAUUAUCUAAAAAUAUUAAAAAGAACUAUUUUAAUCCUCUAGUAUUCAAAAUAUACCAUAAAGUACCAAUAACAACAGGUCUCUAUGGGUCUGCAUAAAAUAGAAAAAGUUUUUUUUUAUAUGGACAAAAAAGACAAUGUCAGUGAAAUUACCGUAAUUAACCAGCAAAUACAUCUAUUCCCAAUGACAUUGAUGUAACCAAUUGUUAAGUCCUUGGCCUUGCAUUGGGAGAUGUAAUGGUUAAUACCAUCCUUGUUACUCAACAAUUCAGACAAUGCAUUAAAUUAUUUAUAUAAAUUUGUUCAGAGAUAAAAUCAAUAGCGGCUAUGCCUAGUCAGUCAAAUAUGCUUAAACAUGUGGUUACUUUUCAAUAUGAUGCAUUCAUUUUUUCUUGUCUUUUUUUUUUUUCUGAGAAAAAGCACUUUAAUCAUUUGCUGGAAUAAGUGACAGAGUGUGUUAGAAAACAUAUCUUUAAAUUUAAUCAUCUAUUUAUAAAGAAAAUUAAUUUUUUUCACAGCUUGCAAUGAAAUAUGUGUAUUGUGUCUUUUAUUUUGAAGUAUAUUUGGCCAACUCAGAUGUAAACCUUUCUUUACAAUAAACAUUGGAUAUAAA
Molecule: messenger RNA, 2580 nt
Organism: Mercenaria mercenaria
Lineage: Eukaryota; Metazoa; Mollusca; Bivalvia; Venerida; Veneridae
Product: thioredoxin-like
Exons: 5
Coding region: 138-455 (105 amino acids)
Molecular function (GO): protein-disulfide reductase activity
Source: RefSeq, a predicted model, not a curated record